Molecule: messenger RNA, 2785 nt
Organism: Sodiomyces alkalinus F11
Lineage: Eukaryota; Fungi; Ascomycota; Sordariomycetes; Glomerellales; Plectosphaerellaceae
Product: RNA polymerase II transcription factor B subunit 1
Exons: 2
Coding region: 405-2396 (663 amino acids)
Biological process (GO): transcription by RNA polymerase II; transcription by RNA polymerase I; nucleotide-excision repair
Cellular component (GO): transcription factor TFIIH core complex; transcription factor TFIIH holo complex
Source: RefSeq, a predicted model, not a curated record
CUUUUCGACAUCCACCUCAUCUACAGAUUAGACAGGACAGGAAGACUCAUCAAUUAUCCUUCAACGAAAGCAUUUUUUUCCCCUCAUGACCAAGAGCUCUCGGAUAAUCUACCUUCUCUUCUUAUUUAACGUCCCAGCUCGGCCCCUCCUACUGAGUAGACGAACGCCCGGUCGGCUGCCCGCCUUGACCUCACGUGCCCUCUUCAGGCAGUUGACGAUUAACGAGGACAGAGAAACCCCGUGAUAUCACGGUUUCUCGGAAUUAUCAUUGCCUAAAGAAACAAUACUUCAUGGUGUAUACACUUCAGUAGUCAUUUCAGUGAACAGCUAGGGUCUCAAGCGAGUGGGCAUUCCCAAGCUGGGCCGACGGUGGGGGAAAGGGGUCGGUAUUCUUGUGCAGCAACAUGGCUACUCCAUCCGGCCGGGCGGCCUACAAGAAGAAGGAUGGCGUCCUGGCCGUAUCACCCGACCAGAACUUCAUCACCUGGACCCCCUGGCCAGCUACAGGGGCGCCCACCGUCUCCCUGUCUCUUGCCAACGUUGCUAAUCUUCAGCAGACCCCCGAUACUGCGCCAAAGGUCAUGCUUAAAAUCAUCGAGAAACACCCAAACGCAACAGACCAGGCGUCAUAUCUAUUUCACUUCACCUCUCCAGAUGCUCGAGCCGAGGCGAAUUCCAUAAAGGAGGUCCUCUCUAGGCUCCUGCAGGAGAUACGGGCCAACGAUCCCAAUGUGCCCAAGCCAACGUCCUCCGCCGCCUCCGCCUCCGGCACAGGGACGCCAAAUGCCGCCGUGAAUGGAGGAAGCGCCUCGGCAUCGAUGGCUUUCGCUGGCUCCGUCAACUCGAAGCCGGCCAUGGCUCGAUGGUUCGACGAUGACCAGCUACGCUCGGACAUUGAGCUCCAGCAGUCCCUGCUGAAGAGCGACCGCAGCCUGAACCAGACCUAUAUGGAUGCUCGUGCCACGAAGCCAGAGUCGAUAUCGGAUGCCGCUUUCAACUCCCAGUUCUGGUCCACACGUAUCAACUUGCUGCGUGCCCAUGCCAUUGAAACGCACCAGAGGAAAGGCGCUUACAACGUCUUGUCGACCAUUAAGCCACGAACCGAAGGGGAAGAGCUCAAGCUGAGCAUCAGUGUGGAACAGGUCCAGUUGAUCUUCAACCAGCACCCUCUUGUCAAACGCCUGUACAACGAGAACGUUCCCAAAAUAUCCGAGGCCGAGUUCUGGUCGCGGUUCUUCUUGAGUAAACUUUCCAGGACUCUGAGAGGCGAUAAGGUGCAGGAUGAGAAAAAGGAAGGCAUUGUACGUGAUCCGCUGUUUGAUAACCACGACCAGAGCGAGAACACGCAGGAGUUCCAGAGCGGAUUCAUGGCUCGGAGCGUGCCGCAUAUCAUCGACGUAGAGGCCAAUGAGGAGAACGAGGGCGGUUUCCGGUCCGGAAAUCGAAAAGACGUCGAAAUGCGGCCGAGAAAGAACAUCCUCAUCGUGAAGACGCUCAACACCCUGAGUGAGAAGAUCAUGGCCAACGUGGCGCCGGUCGAUGGGGAUAGGGAAGCGGACGGGCCAGACGGUGCAGACGACUCGACCAUCAAUGAGCUGAUGCUGCGUGACUUGCGUGGUGAUGCCGAAGAGCAACGCAUUAUUCUCAACGUCAAAGAACAGAACCGCUUUUUCUCGAAACAGGAGGAGAAACAGUCGGCCAACGUCCAGAUCUUCGCCACCCAGGUGCCGGCAGACGUGAUAGCCUCCGUCCGUCGCGAUGCGGAGCUCCUCGAGGCGGACGAGACAGGCGGCCUCGACCUCCACGCCAGCCUCGGGAUCGACGAAGAGAGCGACAGCGAUGAAGGAGAGGGGACGCUGAAGACACCCCACGUCGGGUCGCGAGCUGCGCGGCGGGCCGCUGAAGAGGACAUCAUGACGGGCGUCAAGCGGCGCCGUAUGGAGAAGUACGGAAGUGGCUCGGACGCGUCCCGGCUCAUGGGACUUUCCCAGGACAUCGCGGGCCGCUGCCAGCUCACCCACGCGACGACGGUCGAGUUCCUGCACCAGUUUUGGACCGCCUUCCUCUCCGGGAACCCGGACCGCGCCGCCGAGCUGCAGUAUCUCGUGGAAUCCCUCAAGCGGUCCGAAGCCCGUAUCGACGCCGUCGCGGCCGAGGCGGAAAAGGCCCGCGACGCCUUCAUCGAGACGAAGAGGCAGGAGGCCAAGGCUUACUUCGACAAGACGGGCGUACGAGAUAAGAGGUGGCUUGCCAAGAAUGUCGAUAAGCACGUCAGGGGUGGCCGCAAGGCCGUCAUGCAGAUGAUGCAGCCUAUACUCGACUCUUUGAGCAAGGCGCAGGCCGAUUAUCAGAAGGCAUUGGCUGCCGAAGGCAUCCAGCUCUCGACAGAAAGCUAGAUAGAUGCCGGUUGGAACAGGACACGGGGACGCUUUUUCACACAUUGACAUGCGAAUGUCCACUGACAGCGGAAAAUAACAGCAAAAUGAUUCCCAUCCCCCCGGCCAGGACUUUCAAGGCCGGCGGAGAGCGCAAAAAAAGGCGGAGGGAGGCGCGCUUUAAAACGCCGGCCAACCUCGACUGUACUUCAUGUAUAAUUGUAUUAGGGACGGUGAUAUAUCACGCAGACCGACUCGAGGUAGACGCUGAAUAGACAAAUCAAGGGUCUUGACGAGUUGGAGAGAGAACAACUAUCUACUGGAUGCUCCUUGUCCAAAAGGCGGACGGACCCCUUGCAUAUCCAACUACCCAGUCCAAUGCAGAACAUAAUUAGAAAACCAGACGCCUC